UUUAAAAACUACUCGGCUUCCGUACAGCUGAAAGCUAUAACGAUCCACGUAGCUCAAUAUAUGCCCGUGGCUGCAUAACACCGGUGUUUUGCUGCUGUUGGUGGUUGCCCUCUUCCCGUUUCCGUCGGUGUCAGGCUGAACAACCACCGCUACCAAGUGUGGAGACCGGGCUUAGCGGUUUUGGAGGACGUUUAAGCAUGGAUGCUGUUAAAGAAGGAGAUAGGAGCAGCCUGACCUCAGGCCGAAUGGUGGCCCUGGCUGCAGGACUUUCUCUUGGGGCCACAGUGGGCUACAUGGUCUAUCGCCACGUCCGUAGCUCCAGAACCUGUCUGGAGUCCAGUACUGAGGAAUUCAGCAUGGUUCUACCUAUUGAUGUCUACAAGAAUAUCUUCAGGUGUCAGGCUAUGUUCCUUGAUAUGGUGAACCAGAAGUCUGGAGCUCAGGUGAGAGUUUUUCCUGACCCAGAGGAAUCUGGGUCUAAGGUGUGUGUCCAGCUGCAGGGCUCAAAGGAGCAGGUCCUGCUAGCUCGCUGUGUUCUGGAGAAUCUCGCCAUGGAUGCUCAACUAGUGUCUGAGGUUUUGGAGGUUCCUCAGACCUCCUUUGGAUGCAUCAUAGGGCGCAGUGGGGAGAGUCUGAAGAUAAUAACCAGGACAACAGGAGCUCAAGUGGACUGCUCCAAGGACAGAGCUGCUAGUCAAGGUUCAAAGGGCACAGUGACCAUCACAGGGACCAGACAGGAAGUCCGGCAGGCCAAGGAAAUGAUUUUGGAGAAAGUCAAAGAGGACCUGAUGGUGAGGAGGAACAUCUCACAGUCAUCAGCACUCCGCCAGAGACGUCAUCAUGCAGUUCUAGGUCAAAGGUCAGACGAUGAGACUGGCUCUUCUCUGGGUCUGAGUAACAAUGGCCCAGUCUGCCACGGAGAAGAGAGCAGGUCUCUCGUCUCAGGACCAGAUAUAGGGGUUGUGAUGAAGAAGCUCCAGGUCCCUGGUGAAGAAUGUCUAUCUCCAGAGUCACUGUCUGAGGUGUCCAGGUUUGAGAUCCUCAGCCCAGAGCUGAGCUUCCAGCCUGAUGAACACUUGGAGGUCUAUGUUUCUGCAUCUGAGAACCCAAACCACUUCUGGAUCCAGAUCCUGGGAGUUCGUUCCCUCCAGCUGGACAAACUGAUGGAGGAGAUGAACCACUACUACAGCAACGGAAACCCUGCAGUGCAGCAGGUGAAGCCCAUUGUGGUUGGAGACAUUGUGGCUGCUCCAUACCGAGACCAUGACACAUGGAACAGGGCCAGGGUCCUGGGAAUCCUAGGCUCCAACCUUGUGGACCUGUACUAUGUGGACUUUGGGGACAAUGGGGAGCUGCCUCCUGCUAGCCUGAGACAUUUGAGGAGCGAUUUCCUCAGUUUACCAUUCCAAGCUAUUGAGUGCAGCCUGGCUGGACUGAUGCCUAAAGGGGAGGUCUGGACUGAAGCAGCUCUGGAUGACUUUGAGCGGCUGACACAUUGUGCCCGUUGGAGACCCCUUCAAGCUAAACUUUACAGUUACUCCCACUCCGAGGUGUCCUCCUGGCCUAGUGUCAGGCUGUACGACUACAGCGAGGGAAAGACUGUGGACAUCUGUGAGGAGCUCAUACGGCUGGGCCAUGCUGUCAGCUGUCAGGAAACACUGAAUGGAAGAGCAGAGGAGCACCAUCUGAGUAACCUACAAAGAAUGUUGGAUGCCGUCAAAGGGACCUCUUCAGAGCUCAGCCUUUCCUGUAUCAGUUUAUCGGAAGAAGGUGCCUCCAUCUCAGGAAGUGCUGAUGACAUUGUAGCGGAUAAGCUGCUCUGAGACCUUUCAGCUCUCCGUCCACUUCUCAGCUCUAGUUCAGAUGACAUGAAGAGGAGUUUGUAGUUUGACCCAAACUCGUGGAGCUUUUCCUCCUCAGGGACAGGCCCACAGAACCAUCCUUCUUUCUCUUUGUGUUUCUGCGGUUCUUUUCCACUUGAUGCUGCUUCAAAGAAACGUUCGUCCAAAUUUGUGUAAACAGAUGUUACCAGCAGCAGGCUUCCAGCUUGUUCCUGCUGGUGUGUUUUCUUUAUAAUGGUCUGAUAAACCAGCACAGGGUGCAGUAUUUAGGCUGGUGCAGAUUCAGUCCUACUACACGUGUUAUGUGACAUCUACUGUAUCACUGUGAUCCACAGCAGUGUGUUAGAAUAAACUACAUUCACUUCCCA
This is a messenger RNA of Nothobranchius furzeri (turquoise killifish), 2209 nucleotides long. RefSeq names its product tudor and KH domain containing (gene tdrkh). The record is from RefSeq and is a predicted model, not a curated record. Lineage: Eukaryota; Metazoa; Chordata; Actinopteri; Cyprinodontiformes; Nothobranchiidae. Gene Ontology annotation, biological process: P granule organization; spermatogenesis; piRNA processing. Gene Ontology annotation, molecular function: RNA binding. Gene Ontology annotation, cellular component: P granule.